Molecule: messenger RNA, 1185 nt
Organism: Olea europaea var. sylvestris
Lineage: Eukaryota; Viridiplantae; Streptophyta; Magnoliopsida; Lamiales; Oleaceae
Product: protein DEHYDRATION-INDUCED 19 homolog 6-like
Exons: 6
Coding region: 216-905 (229 amino acids)
Source: RefSeq, a predicted model, not a curated record
UGCGUGUGUGGAAGACAACUCUUGUCUUUACUUUCGGUGGAUUUUGAUUGUACGCUGCUCACCCUUUCAGUUUCAUCCCAAAAUUUUCUUCUUCUUCUUCUUCUUCUUCUUCUUCAUUCCUAGCAAAUUCCCAAACUACUAACUAUAAUAUCCUAGCAAAGACAAGUGCAGAUUUCCAACAAAUUUUCAAUUUUAAUUACAAAAGAAAGGAAGCUAUGGAUGCUGAUUCAUGGGCUGCUCGUCUUUCUUCAUCCUCCAAGCGCAACUUGUUCAAUUCACAAUCUAGAUCUGUGGGAAUGAAAUGGGAUGGUUUUGAUGCUGAAAUGUUGAUGGGAUUUGAGGAAAUUGACAUGGAUGAUGAUAUAAGAGAGGAGUAUGCAUGCCCAUUCUGCUCGGAAUAUUUUGAUAUCUUGGGACUCUGUUGCCACAUCGACGAUGAGCAUCCUGUUGAGGCUAAAAAUGCGAUUUGUCCAGUUUGUGCUAUGAGGGUGGAUGUCGACUUGGUUGGUCAUAUAACCUUGCGUCAUGCCAAUAUCUUUAAGGUGCAGCGCAAGAGGAAAUCACUUAAAGUUGGUUUGCAUUCAAAACUUUCUUUGCUGAGGAGGGAACUGGGAGAAGGAAAACUGCAGUCUCUUUACGGAGGGUCUUCCCAUGCAGUUUCUUCAUGCAAUACAGCUCCAGAUCCAUUGUUAUCUUCAUUUAUUUCUCCAAUCUUUGAUGAUUUUGGGAGUGCCCCAUCGCACUCUUCUGAGUUAGGAUCGGUCAACAGAAGUGCAGCCACAAACAUUCCAGAAAGAAACACGCAACCACCACCUUUGUCGAUUGAAGACCGGGAGGAGAAGGUCAAGAGAUGUGAGUUUGCUCAAGGAUUGCUGUUAUCCACAAUUCUUGUCGAUAACUUAUAAGGUCCAACUCAGGUGGCGGGGUUAUGACUUAUGAACUCAUAUGUUAAGAUGUAUGUGCCUGUUUUAAUAGACAGUGUAAAACAAGUUGUAGGGACAGUGCGGGUGAUUUUGUCACAGUGAAGGUAAAGCGCGGAUUUGCAUUGUUGCCUAGCAAAUUCACGUCAAAUGAAGUCCGUGUAAGCAAGAUAUGUAUAUCAUCUACGAAAUAGUGUCGAUUUUGUCAAAUCAUUAUUGGUGAUAUUUCACAAGUGAGAAGGGAUGGCAACGGGGUUGUGGAUUC